Molecule: messenger RNA, 691 nt
Organism: Triticum urartu
Lineage: Eukaryota; Viridiplantae; Streptophyta; Magnoliopsida; Poales; Poaceae
Product: transmembrane protein (DUF962)
Source: RefSeq, a predicted model, not a curated record
ACAGAGAAAGCAGUAGGUAUACGGACACAUCUAGCCAACACACCGCAAUACGCAAGCAGGCAACAACCGCAGCCCCAAGCAAACCGAAGAUGGGGAAGGAGUUCGGGAGCAUGGAGGAGUUCUGGGGGUUCUACCUGGGCCAGCACUCGAAGCCGGCGACGCGGCGCUGGCACUUCGCCGGCACGCUCGCCUCGCUGGUGUGCGCGCUGCUGGCGGCCGCCACCGGCCGCGCCGCGCUCCUGGUGGCCUGCCCUGUGCUCGGCUACGGCAUGGCCUGGUACAGCCACUUCUUCGUGGAGGGCAACCGGCCGGCCACCUUCGGUCACCCCGUCUGGUCCUUCCUCUGCGACUACCGCAUGUUCGCCCUCAUCCUCACCGGCCGCAUCGACGCCGAGCUCGCCCGCCUCCGCGUCCACCCGCGCCUCGCCUCCGACUGACCGAUCCGGCCGCCUCUUCGCCGUCCGUGCCGUGCCGUGCCAGCAUCAAUCAACCAAUAAAGAUUCCGCGCACUUGCAGGUGUGUCGGAGCAUUUGUCUACUGAGGUUCCUGGUGUAUGUGUACUUACUUGCUGCGACCAAAAUAUAAGAACGUUUUUAACACUACACUAGUGUCAAAAACGUUGUGGGACAGAGGUAGUAGUAGUUCUACCAUGUGUCUUUGCCUCUCGUGAAUUAUGAUUGCUCUACUCUAA